AUGGCUAUCAGACGACCACCGAGACUAAUCGUCAUCUUCCUCGUCUUAAUCGCCGGCGUGCAAUUCGCCACCGCGGAUGAUCCGGUCCCAGCGACAUGGCCGCACCAGUUCCACGCGCUAUUGUUUAUGAAUUACUCCGGCGACCUCUCGAUGAUCAACCUUUGGUACGACUGGACCAACGGCCGUAAUUUCAAUAUCAUCCAGGAGCAGCUCGGCGGCAUUACCUACGACCUCGAAUGGAACAAUGGGACCUCUUUCGUCUACACGCUCGACGAGUCCAAAUCGUGCCGCUCCGCGCAGCUCGAGGUCGGUCCUAGUCUCUAUGCACGACUGUUUAGCAGAGCUGAGAAUACCUAA
This is a messenger RNA of Thlaspi arvense, 357 nucleotides long. Lineage: Eukaryota; Viridiplantae; Streptophyta; Magnoliopsida; Brassicales; Brassicaceae. The record is from the annotation of a GenBank genome assembly.